AUGGGACCUACCAUCGUUCCCUUCCCCUGGACACCAACCCAUACAACUUUACACGUGUAGACGAAACACCAGGCAUAUCAACCCCAUCGACCACCAUACCUUUACCCAUCAAUAACCUUCCCGCCAUCCUCCCACUUUUCCGGAUCGGCUUGCUUGCCUGGACGGACAUCCGUGUACCAAACCUUCGAGUUGAGACACACCUGUGACAUUGUACUAUCACCACAGCCGAGCUAUCUACUGUCUAGAGUAGUGUUGUUGAGUGGCAAUUCAACAGCGUCUUUACAUCCGAAGCCACUCGAUCUGUGUUGAAGCCAUCACCCACUAUCGAUCGGCCAUGGCCAGUCCCAUCGGAAAUCUCAUUCAUCCGCCGGACCCUCCAUACCGGCAAGGAUCGGGCCAAGCUCCCGGUAUAGACUCGAUUCUCCACAGUCGUCAACCACAUCCGGGUCCGAAUCCGAUCCACCACCUCAGUCCCAUCGGUAACCGGCCCGGAGUUGGAUCUGGCUUGUCUCUUGCUCCACUAUCCUUUCCUAGUCCUUCUCAUCCCAUUCCGCCGCCAUCACAUCUUCCAUCGCAAGCCCAUCGACCAUCACUGCCGUCACCGGUCCACAAUCCUCCUCCACCACCGUUGUCGAGGAGUCACUCCAACACACAAUCACUUUAUCAGUGUGCCGACUGUUUACGACGGUAUUCUCGGCCUGAACACUUACAGAGACAUAUAGCGACCCAUACUCUCGGGAAGCGUUUCAUUUGCGAUAUAUGCUCAAAAGCCUUUGCCCGAGCUGAUCUCCUAAAGCGUCACCGCACCAACCACCAAGAUGACAAUGGAGCCAAAAGGAGACGCAUGAAUUCCUCGCCUGGUGCUGGACGCGUGACGCAUGCUUGCCAGGCUUGUGCGAAGGCGAGAGUGAAGUGUGAAGAGGCGAAGCCAUGUACACGAUGUAAAAAUCGAGGGAUAAGCUGCGAAUAUGGCUCCUCAGAAGACGCAGCUCUGCAUCUCCUUCAUCUAUCCGCCCACGAUCGCGCUCAGGGCUAUGACUAUGAGGAUCGACAAGCUUCCUACUACCCACGACCUUCGAUUUCCGAGCCUCAUGCGUCUGGCUUCCACACACAUUACCCUUCGGAACCAGUUGAACACAGUCCCAUGCUCACCGAAAGCGAGGAAUCCCAUCUACCGACUCCCGAAACGAUAAUGGACCAGACGCAAACUGCCAACCCAAACCCAGAACAAGCCUUUCAAGUCCAAGCAACCUAUCCCCACAACAACACAAGUAACAUGCUCGACGACAUGGCCAAACUCCCCUUUUCCGACUUUCUUCGGGACGUUUUGUACGACCAAUCGCUCUCCCAGGCUCAGGGGCUGGCAGUUCUUGACUUUUGCGAUGACUCCAGUCUUGACCUGAAUGCCAUGGACUUUGGGUUUUUGGACUACUGGUUACAUGAUGAGCCUUUUAUCCCGCUUCCCUCUUCUGAUCCAGCUCAGCUCGGUCCAAGCUCAGGCCCAAUUUCGUCGUCGACCACCACAGCAGAGACAGGUCAAACGACUUCAGAUCCCGUGAACAUAUCCGCCAUGCGACCAAAACUAGCUCAGAUAUGGACCGACUCCCCCUGGCGCUGGACCCCCCAGCGAACGGAUAACGUCUACGCCGAACAAUCACACUUGCCUCUCUCAACAUCCGGAUCCUCAUCGCCCUCGUUCUCUCCCAAAUCGGCACUCAAACGCAAGUCAUCCGAUCUUUCUCCUUCACAACCAACCGACAACAACAACAACAACAAUAAAGCAACCCAACAGCAGCAAAACUCCGGGUCCCAGGGGCAGCAGCAACUAAUAACCCUCAACCAGCACACUCUUCACUCCUCGGGCCGCGACCUAAUCCUCUCCAUAGUCCUCUCCAUCUGCAAAUCCAACUCGUCCCAGUUUUCCAGGGUUGCCUCUUCGUUUCCUUCUUCGGGGUCCAUCAACCAUUGGAUCCACAUCUUUUUGGCUUCGCAUAUAUGUUCCGUGUCGAGUUUUAUUGCUUGUCAUUUACCUCCUCCUCCUUCUUCUUCUUCUACUUCUGGUUCUGGCUCCGGCACAAAGGACCGCUCCCCCUCGGCGCUCUACUGGUCCCUCAACGCCCAACCCCCCGAAUGGCUCGCCAUCACCGCCGCCUGCGGCGCCGUCCUCGCGCCCGUGCCCGCCCUUCGUAAAUUCGGCUUCGCCCUCCAAGAAGCCGUCCGCGUCUCGAUCCCCGGCCGCUUCGAAGAGAACAACUCCAAAGUGUCCGACCUCGGGCUCGUCCAAGCCCUCGUCCUCACGCAGGACCUCGGCGUCUGGUCUGGCAACCGGCGCAAGAUGGAGAUUGCCGAAUGCCACCUGACGGUCCCCGUCGCCAUGAUGCGCGGCCGAGGGAAAUUCACCCGCGGCGCUUACCUCCCCGCCAUCGUAGUGACGGAAGCCGACGAAGGCAAGGAGCUCGAAGACAAGUGGAAGCGGUGGAUGGAGAUGGAAUCCUGGAAACGACUAGCGUUCCAUGCGUACCUGCGCGACGCGCAAGUGAGCAUGACGCAGCUGAACAAUCCCAGCAUCAGCUACGCGGAGAUGCGCAUGCCGUUACCGGGCCCGAAAGAAUGUUGGUUCGCGCGCACCAAAGAAGAGUGGAAGUCUCGGUGGUUAGCUGCCGCUGCAUCCUCGUCCUCCACCAUGGACGAACAAGUCCCGUGCCUCGGCGACUUACUGCGGGACGUGACCCUCUUGGUCCGCCAUCACCAUAGACUAGACGUCCAGUUCGCUAUCAGCAUCUACUUGCAUGGUUUCUGGUCGCUGAUCUGGGAGUACCGCCAACUGGCGUCGAUCCAUCGCCCCCUGUUCGGACAACCGUCGUCGUCUUCCUCAUCCACCUACACCUCCACAUCCCCGUUCAAUAACCCCAAUGCAACAACCACGCAAUCCCUCCUCAUCUCUCGACUCGCCGACCUCCGCACUACCUUGCACCAAUUCCACGCUUUAGUCUCCCCCCCUUCUUCUCCGUUGUAUUCAUACACAACACCCAAUGAACUCCUCCUCCUCCAUCUUUUACUCAUGCACAUCCACGUCUCUCUCGAAGACCUGCAGCUCUUUUCGGGAAAAGAAGGCGAAGAGCAAGCUAAAAGGAUUUAUCCGGUCCUGCAGCGGUGGGCGGAUAGUAGCGAGGCGCGACAGGCGCUGUGGCAUGCGGGGCAGGUACUCAGAGAGUUUUGGGCGGCCGCGGUGCAUCUGGGCGGGUUGGCGGUUUGGGGGUGGGGGGUGUUGCAGACUGCGAGGGGGGGUGUUGUUAAUUCUAAGGAUUCUACCACUAGGGAGUCAAAGGGGGGGAAGGAGAGGGAGAGGGAGAAGGGGCAGCAGCAGCAGUCCCAUCAUGAGGGACCGGCAAGAAGUCAUCAUCAAAUGUCGAGCUACAUCCAACAAGUGAUGAUGACGCCUACCACCACCACCACCACUGCCAUCUCCUCGUCCUCCUCCUCAACCACCACCACCCCAGGACUCACAACGCACCACCCCACACAAACCCUCCUUCUCCAAUCAACCUCAACCUCAACCUCCCACGACGACGACAGCAGGGACAGCAGCAGCAGCAGCAGCAGCAGCAGUGAAACAUACAGGGGGGCGGUGGUACCACUAGACGACAUAGCAACCUGCAUGGCCAUCUGCCAAGCGAUCCUCAGAGAUAAUUUCCCUGCCGCUUCUUCUGCUUCUUCUUCUUCUUCAUCUCCCGACGGGACUACUACUACUAGUAGCUCCACCUCUACCUCCACCUCCCUCCUCCCGGCGAUAAGCGAGAAUAUAGUGGCUUUGCUGGGGAAGUUGGGGGGUGUUGCGGGGGUUGUUGGUGGUGGUAGUUCUAGUCAUCAUAAUGGUGGUGGUAAUAAUGGUGGUGGUAAAUAAUCGUCGUGGUGGUGGUGGUGGUGGUGGUGGUGGUGGUGAUGAGUCAGGUUCUGGUUCAGGUUCAGGUUCGAGGGGUGGUUGAGUUAUGGAGUGUGGUAAGAUGCUGUAGGAUAUAUUGUAAGCAGGCAGGCACAAAGACGGACGGAUGGAUAGAUGGCUGGAUCAUCGUGGCUUGUGGCAUUUGUAGGAAUGGGGAUAUUCCGGGCGUCUGGGAUAUUGGGUUAUAGCAUAGUAUAGCAGAGCGGGAGUUACUUGUUGGAUCAAUGUUAGCGCUGCAUUCGUUGCUUUGC
Messenger RNA from Neurospora hispaniola, 4194 nucleotides. RefSeq lists its product as uncharacterized. Gene Ontology annotation, molecular function: DNA binding; DNA-binding transcription factor activity, RNA polymerase II-specific; zinc ion binding. Gene Ontology annotation, biological process: DNA-templated transcription; regulation of DNA-templated transcription. The record is from RefSeq and is a predicted model, not a curated record. The coding region runs from base 335 to 3904 and encodes 1189 amino acids. The transcript is spliced from 7 exons. NCBI's taxonomy places the organism in Eukaryota, Fungi, Ascomycota, Sordariomycetes, Sordariales, Sordariaceae.